CCAGAGGAAGCUGGGGCAGAUGCAGUGAGGGCUCCAAUCUCAGCAGAUACCCAGACCACUCUGAACUAUCGCCGAAAAUGAUGUACCCAGGAUUGCUGCCGUCUUCAUUCAGCCCAUUGAUGGAUUUCAACUGGCCUGUGCGCAGCCUCUGGCCUGAUACCCGGCCACUCUUCUUUAAGAUUGAGCAAGAAAUGAUGAGGCACAUGCAGGAGAUGAGGCAGAGCAUGGAGUUCAUGGAGAGGCUUCAUCAGAAAAUCUUCGAGGAGAUUGACCACAUCCCAGCAUCAUUAACGUUCAAGCCCAUAUCGUUCAAGAUGGAUAAUCAGGGUGAAAAUUUUGCCCUAACCCUGGACACUAAGGACUUCUCCCCAGAGGAGCUGUCCAUCAAGCAGGUGGACAGGAAGCUGAUGGUGAGCGGGAAGACAGAGAAGAAACAGGACGAUGGAAAGGGCUCGUACUCCUACAAACGACAGGAGUUCAGGCAGGAGCUUGACCUACCAGAAGGUGUGAACCCAGAAGAUGUGACUUGUUCCCUCUCUGAUGGGCAGCUUCAGAUUAAAGGGCUGAGAGCAGUCAGGCCUGCGAUAACUGAGAGAGUGGUGCCCAUUGAUUGUGCGCCAGCCUUGAAGAGUCCAGAAGUGCAGAGCGGAAACGUGGACGGCUGCGUCACUGACUCAAGCUCCUCCAAGGACUGAUGACAUUACAGCAGGCAAACUGGAUUCACAUCACAUCUUGGUCCAUAAUUGAACUCUUUUCAGCACUUUCAUGAUGAUAUUAUAAUGAAUUGGAUGUGGUAUUACUGUAAUUCAUGUUACUUACUAGAUAAAUGAGAGUAAAUACAUUUUGUAUGCUUGCUACUUCCAAUAAAUUGUGAGUGUUUGAAUCAUUAAAAAUGCAUUUUAUA
This is a messenger RNA of Paramormyrops kingsleyae, 904 nucleotides long. It is a transcript of the gene hspb9l, whose product is annotated as heat shock protein, alpha-crystallin-related, b9-like. NCBI's taxonomy places the organism in Eukaryota, Metazoa, Chordata, Actinopteri, Osteoglossiformes, Mormyridae. Gene Ontology annotation, biological process: response to heat; protein refolding. The record is from RefSeq and is a predicted model, not a curated record. Gene Ontology annotation, cellular component: nucleus; cytoplasm.